AUGUCAGACUCAUCCGAACACGAGCUGGACGCUUUCGACUCGGACGACGAUGUCGAGUCUGGCUUGCCUACGGAAGAAAGACGGAAGUUUCUGCAGAAGCAGCGCAGGCGGAAUGACCUUGAAUCGAGAAUAGCUGGUGUCGCAGGACGACUGUCUCAGGAAGAAAAGAAAGAGGCCGACAAGAAUGUCCUGCGCGAGUUGGGUGCGAAUGCUGUUCUGAUAGGGCUUUGGUAUUUCUUCUCGCUCUCGAUAUCUUUGUACAACAAAUGGAUGUUCUCGUCGGACAAUCUCAACUUCCACUUUCCCCUCUUCACCACUAGCCUACACAUGGUCGUUCAGUUCCUGCUAGCCAGCACAGUCCUCCUUAUAUUUCCCUCUCUGCGACCAACGACCGCCACACCUCACGACAAGCACGCACCUCCCAAACCCCUCCUAACUCCAAUCUUCUACCUCACACGCCUCGUCCCAUGCGGAACCACGACCUCCCUCGAUAUUGGCCUCGGCAAUGCCUCCCUCCAAACAAUAACCCUAACCUUCUACACAAUGUGCAAAUCCAGCGUCCUCAUCUUCGUCCUCAUUUUCGCCUUCCUCUUCCGCCUCGAGCAACCCUCCCUGAAACUCAUCCUCAUAAUCCUCAGCAUGACCACAGGCGUAGUCAUGAUGGUCUUCGGUGAAACAGCCUUUCAGCUCGGCGGCUUCCUCCUCGCCAUAUCAGCGUCUUUCUUCUCCGGCUUCCGCUGGGCACUCACGCAGAUCCUCCUCCUCCGACAUCCGGCGACCUCCAAUCCUUUCGCGACAAUGUUCUUCCUCGCUCCAAUCAUGUUCGUCACGCUCUUCACGAUCGCUCUCUUCAGCGAAGGACCAUCCGAAGUCGUGGUGGGCCUACAGCUCCUAGCGCACAACCUCGGAACCGCAAAGGCUGUACUCUUAAUGUUCGUCCCUGGUGUCCUAGCCUUCUGCAUGAUCGCAUCGGAAUUCACACUCCUCCAACGAACGAACGUUGUCACGCUCAGUAUAUGUGGCAUAUUUAAAGAGGUGGUCACAAUUGGUGCGGCGGGGAUUGUCUUCCACGACGAAUUGAGCGUGAUCAAUAUUAGUGGAUUGCUCGUUACGAUUGUCAGUAUUGCUUGCUACAAUUACAUGAAGAUUAAUAAGAUGAGGAAAGAGGCCAGGGAGAGUUUGAGUAAGAAGGAGGAAGGUGGAGAUACUGCUAGGGACGAUGCGUAUGUUGAGGAGCCUGCGAGAGAGCCGUUGAUGAAGAAUAGUGGGCAUGAGGAAGAUACUACACCGAGGAAGAGGUCGAAUUCUACUUCGCAGCCUGGGUCGAGUAGUAGAACCAGAAAGGCAUCGAAAUGA
Molecule: messenger RNA, 1356 nt
Organism: Lithohypha guttulata
Lineage: Eukaryota; Fungi; Ascomycota; Eurotiomycetes; Chaetothyriales; Trichomeriaceae
Exons: 2
Coding region: 1-1356 (451 amino acids)
Biological process (GO): UDP-glucose transmembrane transport
Cellular component (GO): endoplasmic reticulum-Golgi intermediate compartment; cis-Golgi network; Golgi apparatus
Molecular function (GO): antiporter activity
Source: RefSeq, a predicted model, not a curated record